GUUGGUGUACAGCGGGAUUCUCCCGUCCGUUGUGUAAGUGCUCCAUCGGCCAUAUUGCGUGAUAGCCGACGCGGGGUCACCCCGUCUUCAUCUCCAACGGCGAUAUGUGAUCAUCGCCAUGGGAGAGUAAUACAUAAACACUGAUAGGCCAGUAUUUAAUCCCCAGAAACCACCUCUAUCCAAUAUUCCCAGGUCAAAUUUACUGGUUGAAGAUACCCAAAAUGUCAGACUCUAAGAAACCUGAGGUCAACCCAGACUACGACCUCGACCAACCCAUCACAUCGAAAGUCGGCCUACGUCAAGGCCUCGCCUCCUACGGCGAUCCUCACUUCUCCCUCUUCCUCCGCAAAGUCUUCAUUAAAGCCCUCGGCUACAGCGAAGAUGCACUCUCACGCCCAAUCAUUGGAAUCGUGAAUACAUACUCCAGCUUCAACCCCUGCCAUGCCAACAUUCCUCAGCUCAUUGAUGCUGUCAAGAGAGGCGUUCAGCUCAAUGGCGGGUUGGCGAUUGACUUUCCUACUAUUAGUAUCCAUGAGAGCUUCUCAUCGCCGACGAGUAUGUAUUUGAGGAAUUUGAUGAGCAUGGAUACCGAGGAGAUGAUUGCGGCGCAGCCUUGUGAUGCUGUUGUGUUGAUUGGUGGAUGUGAUAAGACUACGCCUGCUCAAUUGAUGGGAGGUAUCUCGGCAAACAAACCUAUCCUCCAUCUAGUUACUGGUCCAAUGAUGCCCGGUAGCCAUCGCGGAGUGCGCAUUGGAGCUUGUACUGACUGUCGUAACAACUGGGCCAAGUACAGAGCUGGAACUCUUGAUAUCGAAGAUAUUUCAGCUAUCAACGAUGAGCUAGCGCCAACUGGAGGAACUUGUGGAGUCAUGGGCACAGCAUCUACCAUGGCUGCUAUUCUCGUUGGUCUGGGAAUGAUGCCUUUUGCUGGCGCCACUGCCCCAGCUGUAUCGGCGACAAGAUUACGGAUUGCAGAAGCCACAGGAGGACUAGCCGUUGCAGCAUGCAAGGACGUUGAACGCCUGCGGCCACAAGUUUUACUGUCCCGGGAGUCAUUCUUAAACGCCAUCACUGUACUACAGGCAAUUGGCGGCUCAACGAAUGCUGUGGUCCACCUGAUGGCUAUCAUCGGACGCCACCCCAAAGUUGCAGGUACAAUAACAUUGGAGACCAUCGACGAAAUUGGUCGCAAGACACCGUUGCUGGUUGAUCUGAAACCAAGUGGUGAUAACUAUAUGACAGACUUCCAUAACUCAGGCGGUAUGCUCGCUUUGUUCCAUGAACUCAAGCCUCUGCUUCAUCUCGAUGCAUUGACAGUCACUGGCCGAACGCUAGGAGAAGAAAUUGCUCACAACUCUCUCAUCCCCGUUCCUCGAGAACUAAGUGUCAUUCAACCAUUUGAUAAGCCAUUAUAUCCAGCAUCUUCUCUGGUAGUGCUGAAAGGUAAUCUAGCCCCAGGAGGUGCUGUCAUGAAGGCCAGUGCUUCCAAGUACAGAAAACUACUACAGCACACCGGAAAAGCUGUCGUUUUCGCAAACUCUGCAGACAUGGCAGAGAGGAUAGAUGAUCCUGAACUGGACGUAACGCCCGAUAGUGUCCUGGUCCUUCAGAACAUUGGCCCAAUUGGAAACCCUGGUAUGCCAGAGGCAGGCAUGAUCCCUAUCCCCAGAAAGAUUGCCUCUCAGGGAGUGUUAGACAUGCUGCGUCUAUCAGACGGCCGCAUGAGUGGAACAGCAGGUGGAACAAUUGGUCUUCACAUCUCCCCAGAAUCAGCCGACCCCAAAUCUCCGCUUGGCAUCGUCAGGAAUGGAGAUCUUAUCACACUGGAUGUUGAAAAGAGGCAACUAUCUGUUGAUCUGUCUGAUGAAGAAAUAUCACAGAGAAUCCAGGAGAGACUCAAGACCUUCCAGCAAGCCGAGGGUGCUGCAACACCAUGGGUGAAGAGAGAAGCAAUGAGAGGUUACCGAGGGUUAUACAUGAGGAGCGUGAAUCAGGCUCAGCUAGGCGCUGAUUUUGACUUUUUGACUGCUGAGGGGCCGCAAAAGUCUAAAGACUGAUAUAUAGGUUUAGAUUGAGUCUGUUGGGAUAAGGCCCUGGAAUAGGUCGCGAACAAUGUUAUCGAGAUUUGUCGACUCAGUUGGCUCGAAGUAUUCCGCGAAUGUCUCGUUAAGCAGGCCCUCGUAGAAUUGGUUCUGCAUGAAACCCAUAUCGUCGUCCAUAUUAAUGUGUGAUGAAGAUCCCGAGAUAUUAUUGAAGUCCUGCCCUAAACUCUCCCACGCAUCUGCCGAGAGUGUGGGAUCAAUUACCUGUUCGUUGACUUGUGGUGCAGAACGGUCACGCAAACCCUCCGAUCGCCUGUUCUUCUCUCGGAUGUAUCGAACAGUUGAUUUUCCCAGGCUAUCCAAAAUGUCGCGACUGUGUUUGGCGCCAGACCAAUGUUCGCCUGUAGCACCCAGAAUGCUGAGGGAU
Fusarium redolens is the source of this 2469-nucleotide messenger RNA. RefSeq names its product dihydroxy-acid/6-phosphogluconate dehydratase. NCBI's taxonomy places the organism in Eukaryota, Fungi, Ascomycota, Sordariomycetes, Hypocreales, Nectriaceae. Bases 222 to 2057 code for a protein of 611 amino acids. Gene Ontology annotation, molecular function: hydro-lyase activity. The record is from RefSeq and is a predicted model, not a curated record. The transcript is spliced from 4 exons.